Setaria italica (foxtail millet) is the source of this 525-nucleotide messenger RNA. Its product is annotated as phosphatidylcholine:diacylglycerol cholinephosphotransferase 1. The transcript is spliced from 2 exons. Bases 1 to 525 code for a protein of 174 amino acids. The record is from RefSeq and is a predicted model, not a curated record. Gene Ontology annotation, molecular function: diacylglycerol cholinephosphotransferase activity. Lineage: Eukaryota; Viridiplantae; Streptophyta; Magnoliopsida; Poales; Poaceae.
AUGGCCCAGCCUCCACCCGAGCAGGAGCGAGCGCUGGGGGAGGGCGGCGAGCGGCACGUCCCAGGCAACGCAUGCUUCCAUGUGUUCAUCGUGAUGCAGGCGAGGUACAUCCUGUGGGCCAUCCUCACGGAGCAGCGUCCCCGCGCCGCCGUCGCCGUGCUCAUGAUGUUCACCAGCCGUGGCGUGCUCGGCUGCGCCAUGCAGCUCCCGCUGCCGACGGAGUUCCUAGGCUCCGGGAUGGACUUCUCCUUCUUCCUUUUCUUCUCGGGCCACGUCGCCGGUGCGGUGAUCGUGGCGGCCAACAUGCGCCGCAAGAGCCGGGUCGCGCUGGCGUGGCUCUACGACGCGCUCAACCUGCUCCAGGGGGCGUGCAGGGGACACUACAACAUCGACCUAGCCGUCGGUGUCGGGGCAGGGAUCCUCUUCGACACGAUCGCCAGGUGCUACUUCGACACCAAAAAUGGCGGCGGCAAGAACGCGCACUGCCGCAGCUGCCAGUGCCACAAGGCUCUCCUCUCGCACUAG